Geodia barretti is the source of this 351-nucleotide messenger RNA. NCBI's taxonomy places the organism in Eukaryota, Metazoa, Porifera, Demospongiae, Tetractinellida, Geodiidae. The record is from the annotation of a GenBank genome assembly.
AUGCUCGACGGUCUCAGCCGUCUCGAAGACCUCGUUCUACGCACCAAAGAACUCGGCAUGGACAGCCUCGCCAUCACCGACCACGGCGGCAUGUACGGCGCGAUCGACUUCUAUCAGAUUGCCAAUAAGCAUGGCGUCAAGCCCAUCAUCGGCUGCGAGAUGUACGUCGCCCCGGACAGCCGCCACGAGCGCAGCUCCAACAACAAGUCGCCCUACCACAUGACCGUGCUCUCCCACAACGAGCGCGGAUACGACAACCUUGUCAAGCUCGUCUCCAAGGCAAACCUCGAGGCUUCUACUACAAGCCGCGCAUCGACCGCGAGAUUCUUGAGCAGCACAGCGAAGGACUGA